AUACUCCUUUCUUCGAAUCGUUUCUCUCUCAAGCUCUGAGAUCUCAAAUUCGACGCCGUUCAUUGUCUCCGUCGCAUAAUCGAUAGUAAAUGGAUAAGGAGGCGGCUGAGACAGCGAGGGAGUCGCUGGAGCUUGUGUUUCGAAUGUCGAACAUCUUGGACACUGGUCUCGAUCGACAUACCUUGUCUGUUUUAAUAGCUCUCUGCGAUCUUGGUAUUAACCCUGAGGCUCUUGCUGCUGUUGUCAAGGAGCUUCGCCAGGAAUCUGGCACCAGCUUAAGAUCAUAAAUUUUAAAUCCAUAUGCUUCUUUGCAGAAUGGAUCAUGUUGGAAAAGUUGUGUAAUCGAUUUUCUUCUGUAUGUUUGGGUUUCAUUUACCAUUAAUUAUCGAGUGUUCUUGAGCGUUACUCUUGUUU
This is a messenger RNA of Eruca vesicaria subsp. sativa (arugula), 414 nucleotides long. The record is from the annotation of a GenBank genome assembly. Lineage: Eukaryota; Viridiplantae; Streptophyta; Magnoliopsida; Brassicales; Brassicaceae.